Messenger RNA from Delphinapterus leucas (beluga whale), 4896 nucleotides. RefSeq names its product transforming growth factor beta 2 (gene TGFB2). The record is from RefSeq and is a predicted model, not a curated record. Gene Ontology annotation, biological process: transforming growth factor beta receptor signaling pathway; regulation of cell population proliferation. Lineage: Eukaryota; Metazoa; Chordata; Mammalia; Artiodactyla; Monodontidae. Gene Ontology annotation, cellular component: extracellular region. Gene Ontology annotation, molecular function: cytokine activity; growth factor activity; transforming growth factor beta receptor binding.
UUAUCUGCUGGCAGCAGAAGGUUCGCUCCGAGGGGAGCUCCAGAAGCUCCCGACCAGAGAGAGAGAGAGAGAGAGAGAGAGGCAGGCAGAGGCAGCGGGAGAGAUACAGAGAGACCGAGAGAGGCAGAGAGACACACACACAGGGAAGAGCGAGAGCGCAAGUGAAGGAGGCCUGGCGAGAGGGAUGGAGAGCCUAGGAUAACGGUCUAGGGAGCCAUUCGGGGGCAAACCGAGGGGCUGCCUGGCUGCAGAAAAGAGGAAGGAGAGGAUCUACUGCAGGCUGCCAAGUGCCUACUACCCUCGGCGAGAAAGCCCAAGUGGGAGAGAAACCAGGAGUGGGUGGGCAAGGGUGGGUGUCCAAGGGAACCCCUUCGCAACCCCCUAGGAAUAAAACUCCCCUGUCGGCGCGUCCCGGGGCUGCCGCUGCGGUCCGCGGGGGGCGAAAGCCACGGCGGCGGCCGCCGCUCGUCUGUUGCCGGGUUGGCGUUUCGAGCGAGAGGAGAAGGAGCAGAAGGAGGGAGCUGGAGGCCGGACGCGUUCGCCAGCGGCGGCGGCGGCGGCAACGUGGAGUGACCGGGCGGGUCGGCGCGCCGGCCGGGGUGUCGGCCCCCGCGCGCACCUCCGGGAGCAGGAUCCUCGCCGCGGCCCCCGCGGCCCCCGCCGGACGCGGCCGAGUACCGGGCGCAGCGCGAAGCGCUCCCGCCUCCCCGCCGGGGCCGGGCUCGCUCCCAGCGCGCGCACACGGGCGCGCGCGCGCGCGCACACUCACACACACACUCACACACGUGUGCGCCCCUCCGCUCCGGAGCUGCUGCUGCUCCUGCUUUCAGCGCCGUAGUGGAAGGCAGGGCCGCGCCGCUCCUUCUUUAAAUAUAUAAAUUGGAGCCGGCCGGCCUCGGCCGCCCCCCUGACAGCGCUGCCCGCGGCCCUCCCGUCGGCGCUCCCGCUGCCAGCCCCGGGACCUUUUCAUCUCUUCCCUUUUGGCCGGAGGAGCCGAGUUCGGAUCCGCCACUCCGCACCCGAAACUGACACACUGAACUCCGUUUCCUCCUCCUAAAUUUAUUUCUGCCUAAUAGCCACUCGUCUCUUUUUUUGCCCCCAUCUCGUCGCUCCAAGAAAACUUUUGCUGACUCCCCCAAGUGAAGCUUCCCCCUUGCCCGUCGUGUAUUAAUAUUUCCACUUGGGGAACGACUUGCCUUUUCUUUUUAAAGGAAUUCAAGCAAGAUAGCUUUUUCUCUCGGACAUUGACUCCCGAUUGUUUUCAAAAGUUUCGCAUUAAAAAAAAAAUCUACCUGAUCUGUACUUUGAGAGUUGUUGGUUUCUUUUUAUUUUUCUUACUUUUUUACUUUUUAAAAAAAUUUUUUUUCCACCUUAAAAAAAAAAAUGCACUACUGUGUGCUGAGCGCUUUUCUUCUCCUGCAUCUGGUCACGGUCGCGCUCAGCCUGUCUACCUGCAGCACGCUCGACAUGGACCAGUUCAUGCGCAAGAGGAUCGAGGCGAUCCGCGGACAGAUCCUGAGCAAGCUGAAACUCACCAGCCCCCCAGAAGACUAUCCCGAACCCGAAGAGGUCCCCCCGGAGGUGAUUUCCAUCUACAACAGCACAAGGGACUUGCUCCAGGAGAAGGCGAGCCGGAGGGCGGCCGCCUGCGAGCGCGAGCGGAGCGACGAGGAGUACUACGCCAAGGAGGUUUACAAAAUAGACAUGCCGCCCUUCUUCCCCUCGGAAACUGUCUGCCCAGUUGUUACAACACCCUCUGGCUCAGUGGGCAGCUUGUGCUACAGACAGCCCCAGGUGCUCUGUGGGUACCUUGAUGCCAUCCCGCCCACUUUCUACAGACCCUACUUCAGGAUUGUCCGAUUUGACGUCUCCGCCAUGGAGAAGAAUGCUUCCAAUUUGGUGAAGGCAGAGUUCAGAGUCUUUCGUUUACAGAACCCGAAAGCCAGAGUGCCUGAACAACGGAUCGAACUGUAUCAGAUUCUCAAAUCCAAAGAUUUAACAUCUCCAACCCAGCGCUACAUCGACAGCAAAGUCGUGAAAACCAGAGCAGAAGGCGAAUGGCUCUCCUUCGAUGUCACUGAUGCUGUUCACGAAUGGCUCCACCAUAAAGACAGGAAUCUGGGAUUUAAAAUAAGUUUACACUGUCCCUGCUGCACCUUUGUACCAUCGAAUAAUUACAUCAUCCCCAACAAAAGUGAAGAACUAGAAGCGCGAUUUGCAGGUAUUGAUGGCACCUCCACAUAUACCAGUGGUGAUCAGAAAACAAUAAAGUCCACUAGGAAAAAAAACAGUGGGAAGACCCCACAUCUCCUGCUAAUGUUGUUACCCUCCUACAGACUUGAGUCACAACAGUCCAACCGGCGGAAGAAGCGUGCUUUGGAUGCAGCCUAUUGCUUUAGAAAUGUGCAGGAUAAUUGUUGCCUACGCCCACUUUACAUUGAUUUCAAGAGGGAUCUUGGGUGGAAAUGGAUACAUGAGCCUAAAGGGUACAAUGCCAACUUCUGUGCUGGAGCGUGCCCAUAUCUGUGGAGCUCAGACACUCAGCACAGUAGGGUUCUCAGCUUAUAUAAUACCAUAAAUCCAGAAGCAUCUGCUUCCCCUUGCUGCGUGUCCCAGGAUUUAGAACCGCUCACCAUUCUCUACUACAUCGGCAAAACACCCAAGAUUGAACAGCUUUCUAAUAUGAUCGUAAAGUCUUGCAAAUGCAGCUAAGAUUCUUGGAAGAGUGACAAGACGAUAAUCAAACAGUGGUGAUGAUGGUGAUAAUGAUAGUGACAAAGGCAAUGUUUGUAACAAGAAAACACGAGAGAGCCUUGCUUCAUCAGUGUUUAAAAAAAAUUUGAAAAAGCGGUACUAGUUCAAACACUUCGGAAGUUUGUGUUCUGUUUGUUAAAACUGGCAUCUGAAACAAACAAAAAAAAGUUGAAGGCUUUAUUCUAUAUUUUACCUACUCUGUAAGUGAGAGAGACAAGAAGCAAAACCUUUUUUUCUUGAGAAAAAAAAAUAAACACUGGAAGAAUUUGUUAGUGUUAAUUAUGUGAAAGAAAAAAAAAAACAGGAAAAUCCCGUUAAGUGGAGUUGCUGUACAUACGUUUUUAUCCCAUGCCUCACUUGAUUUUUCUGUAUUGCUAUGCAAUAGGCAUCCUUCCAUUCUUACUCUUAGAGUUAACAGUGAGUUAUUUAUUGUGUGUUACUAUAUAAUGAACAUUUCAUUGCCCUUGGAAAAUAAAACAGGUGUAUAAAGUGGAGACCAAAUACUUUGCCAGAAACUCAUGGAUGGCUUAAGGAACUUGAACUCAAACGAGCCAGCAAAAAAAAGAGGUCAUAUUAACGGGAUGAAAAAUGCAAGUGACAUAUUAUAUGACCGAGCAAGUCUGCAUGAAGAAAAGACCCUGCAAACACAUGAUCUCUACCAACUGCCGGAGGAAGCUUCUUGUGAGGUUCAAAACUGAAAAGCCUGUUAAUAAAGGAAACUUUCGGUCAGAAUAAGUAUGUAAGAUUUUUUUUUUUCCUUUUUAAUUGUAAAUGGUUCUUUGUCAGUUUAGUCAACCAGUGAAAUGUUGAAAUGUUUUGAUAUAUACUGGUCAAACUUCAGACCUUAAAGUAUUGCUGUAUAGCUAUGCUCUAGAUUUUUCCUUCAUUUCGGUGUAUGUAACCAUACCUAUAUUACUACAAUAGAUGGGUAUAGAAGCCAGUAUAAUUGGAAACACAUCUGCAGAUCUCUUUUGCAAACGAUGAAAUCAAAACAUUAACUACUUUAUGUGUAAUGUAUAAAUUUUUACCAUAUUUUUAAUGUUCUGUAAUAAUGUCAACUCUGAUUUAGAUUGGACUUAAUUUGGGCGCUUUCUAAUGAUCGUUCGGAAUCGUGUGUUUCCUUUAGCUGGCCAGUACUUUUGAGUAAAGCCCCUGUAUUUUGACUUGCACUACAAAUACAUGUUUGAUAGUAUUUGUUCCACCUGUGCUUUUGCAUUGUCCAUUAUUAGGACAUAAGCUACCUGAGUCCACUUGUCCUUUUUUUUUUCUUUUAUAAAAAGACGUAGUUUUCCUUCAUUUUCUAAGCAUCAUUACUAAUCAGUUCAGACAUUAACAAUCUUCAAUUUUAGGGAAAUUGGGGAUUAUAGAUACAUAGAUAAUUGAGGUGAAAUGCUUUAGCUUUAGCAAGGGCUUAAGGAUCUGACUGGAACUCAGAAUCUUGGUGACUGGGUUAAGAAAGGUUUCUCUAACUUGGUUUAAUCAGUAUUUUCACAGAAUUCUACUGUUAUAAAAGAGCAGACAGUUCUUAGGAAACAACUUUUUCUUUAAUUGAGUUUUUAGUGUUCAGGGAGAAAUGGAAAGAUUUACAUUUUAGUUGAUUUUUUUUUUUUUUAAGGAAGAAAAAAAGCCCAGGUCAGCAUAAGUCAUUUAGUUUAUUUCACUGAAGUUAAGGUUUUUAUAGAUGUUCUUUGAAGGUUGAAAAGGCACUAGGCAAAUUCUCCCAUGAUCAAAAAAUCCUUUCUUUCCUCUGAAUGAGAGUUAUCAAAUCAGAGGUUAGAAUUUACCUUGCUGAAAUACAUGAUUUGCCACAUUUUUGCAGAGGAGGUAACCUUAUGUCAGGGGUUGUAGGAUAUGUCAGUUUGUCAGUUGUCUCUUAUUUAGCUUUAGGAUAACAAUUAAUAGUAAGUCAAUGGAAUAUUUGCAGUUUUACCUAAAGAGCAGCACAAUGAGGUGUGAAUCCAGCGUGAAGUUGUUUGUUUGAUGUAGUGUACUUCUUUUUUGGAAUUUCCUGACCAUUAUUAAAAUGACAAAUUGGAUUUGUUUGAAAACUGGAAAAGCAAGAGAUAGGAUGCCACAAUACCAAACAACCCUUGGGUUGGAUGUAACCCAAUCCCAGAUUGGAGUGUGUUGAUUUUUUUUUUU